AUGCCCCUCCCACACCUCCCUCUCCUACUCUCCCUCCCUCUUCUCUCUCUACCAGCUCUAGCCGACCACAGGCUCGACCUCACCCGUAUGGGCGCAGCCUACACCGGUCUCCCAUUAUACAGAUCCGGCGCCGGGACGAAUGUCUUGCAGAUCGGGGUGGGUACGCCGGAGGUCGUCGUCAAUCUUACUGCUUCGACGAAUGUGGAGUUUAUGUUGGUUACUACUGAUGAGUGUGAUGAUUGUACGGAAGACAGCGCAACAUACUCGAUAGAGGAUUCAUCUUCCGUUUCUACUAUCCAACAAGCCCUCAUACACACAUUCAUCUACCCCAUCGGCUCCACCAACACCCUCUCCCUCGGUGGCGAGCUCGCCUCCGAAAUCCUCUCUGACGAACGGCAAGAUGUCGAUACAACCCGCCCCCUCGCUCUGAUCUCGGAUGUACAAGAGGACGAUGAAGAAGGGAGACUGAGGGGGGCGGCGGUGGAGUUGAGUGAUGGGACGAGUGGGUUUUGGGGUAUGGGCGUUUUUCAGGAUAAUAAGAACAGGUCGAUGAUGCCGAAUAUGAUACUCGUCGAUGGCAACGGCGCUCCCUCACAGGAAGUAUCAUUCACAGUGGGCUUUGAUAUAGCGAAUAGGUCCACGUCGGAUACGGAGACUGCGGGGACGGUGCAUUGGGGAGGUGUGCCGAAUGGAAGCUGGACGGGCGAUUUUAAUUGGAUCGAAGCGAAUCGGUCUGUUGCUGGGAGCUGGGGCUUCGGGCUGGAUAGGAUGAGGGUAGAGGAUGAGGUGAUCGACUUGAGCGGUGACUACUACGCUUCAAUCGACCCCGCCUUCGACGCAAUCUACCUCCCAACCUCCCUCGCCGAACAAUUCUUCUCCAAAGUCCCCGACGCCUCUCGCGACUCUUCCGACCGUACCCGCUGGAACAUUCCCUGCGACACCAACAUCUCCCUCACCCUCACCAUCUCGGACACGACUUAUGGUAUCGCGUCGUCGCAGCUGGUGCAGACGCGGGGUGCGGCGACGGGGAGGUCGUGUUGGAGCUCGGUGGUGGCGUGGGGGAAUGGGAGUGUGCCGGAGACGAUAGGGGAGGUGAGGUUGGGGACUCCUUUUAUGUCGAAUGUUUAUUCCGUGCUUUAUUAUACCGACGGGGCCCAGUACAUCGGUUUGGCAGGUAAACCCAACAGCAUCAACGCCCAGAAUCUCGCCUCAUCCAACUCUGGCAGUCACCCCAACAUGAAACUCGCCGGCAUCCUAAUCGGCGUCUUCCUAGGCCUCCUCCUCCUCCUCGUCUGCAUCUGCUACGCCCGCAACCGCAAUUCAUUCCAAUCCAUGUGGUACCGCGGGAUCCGCCGACAACAGCGCGCUACGAUGAACGCUAUGGUGCGCGGGGCGACGCUGCCGCCGCCGAUGAUGGGGCCGGUGGGGCCGAUGGCGCAUGUGGGUCCGCCGAUGGGUGUUGGGGUGGGGAUGAUGCCCGGGAUGGGGGUUGGGAUGGGGCCGGGGAUGGCGGCGGGGAUGGGGCCUAUGGGACCGAUGGGGCCGAUGCCGAUGGGUGGGCCGCCGGGAAGUCAUAUGGGCAUGGGCAUGGGCAUGGGUAUGGGAAUGCCCCCGAACGCCAACCCCGCAUUAUACCGAUCCGUCCCUCCCCCUUACCAACAACCUCUUCCCUCUCAGCCUCCUCCUGCUUCAAACCAAAACCCCCAAUCCCAACCUUUGUUGCUCGCCCACGCAAGGGACGAGAUGGAUCGCGAGAGAGAUCAGGAAAAGUAUCAGGAUAUGGCGGAUAGGGAUAGGCAGCAGCAGGGGUAUUAUUCGCCGGGGUUGGUGGAGACUUCGCCGCCGACGUCGGCAGGGAGGAUGAGGUCGCCUGCGCCUGCGCCUGCUCCGAACCCUCCGCGCGCUUCAUUAAUAGCCAAGUCGGGUUCGCAGAGAUCACUCAGGCCGAAGAGGGAUUCGGGUGGGAUGGGGUAUGGGGCGGCGCCGUUGCCGGGGUCUGGGAAUUCUGGGAAUAGGAGAGCGUCGGGGAGGGUGGCGAGGACGGCGUCGGAAAUGUCGGUGGGGAAGACUUGGGAUGAGUUUGGGAAUGGCGCAGCAGCAGGGCAUGGAGAUAGUGGGGCGGGAGGGUUUGCGGCGAGGAAUGGAUUUAGGCAUUCUCGUCAGCCGAGUCAGACUCGUCCGAGGGAGACUUACGACGAACCUCAACGCCAAUCCCCGCCCCGCUCUCAGCUUCAGUCUCCACCCCGAUCUCAACAACAUCAAAACCAAAAUUACGCUGCCUUCCCUGGGUCGUCGCCCAUACCCGGUGAAGACCAUAUCUCCCCCGGACAGCUUCAUGCGCCUCAUCAUGCGUAG
Cryptococcus wingfieldii CBS 7118 is the source of this 2355-nucleotide messenger RNA. RefSeq lists its product as hypothetical. Gene Ontology annotation, molecular function: aspartic-type endopeptidase activity. The coding region runs from base 1 to 2355 and encodes 784 amino acids. Gene Ontology annotation, biological process: proteolysis. Lineage: Eukaryota; Fungi; Basidiomycota; Tremellomycetes; Tremellales; Cryptococcaceae. The record is from RefSeq and is a predicted model, not a curated record. The transcript has 9 exons.